This is a messenger RNA of Electrophorus electricus (electric eel), 5286 nucleotides long. It is a transcript of the gene shc3, whose product is annotated as SHC (Src homology 2 domain containing) transforming protein 3. Gene Ontology annotation, biological process: cell surface receptor protein tyrosine kinase signaling pathway; intracellular signal transduction. Gene Ontology annotation, molecular function: receptor tyrosine kinase binding. Gene Ontology annotation, cellular component: plasma membrane. The record is from RefSeq and is a predicted model, not a curated record. Lineage: Eukaryota; Metazoa; Chordata; Actinopteri; Gymnotiformes; Gymnotidae.
AGCUGUUGGGAGGGACUGCGGUACAAAUGCAGCAGCACCAGGAGAAGCAGAGGAAGCUUAUGAAUGACUGGUGGUGUCCUGAUACACACUCCCGCGGACAUUUUUUUUUUUACAUGAAUGGCUAUUUUCUCUCUCUCUCUCUCUCUCUCUCUCUCUCUCUCUCUCUCUCUCUCUCUCGGAUUAAUGUCGUGGGCGUCACAUUGCUGGCUGGCUCUUAAUGAGACCGAGGGAGAUCAGACUGUCUGAUUUGCCAUGCCGUUCGUUUCCAUACUGUAUUCUGUUUUAGUCUGACUACUUUGCGCUGUGGUUUCGGUCUGAUGGUUAAUUACUCAUCGGUGUAAUAGAACGCGUGCGCUUGCCUGUUUGGUCCAGCCGUAGAAGAGCUGUUUGGUGUGAUCAAACUGAGCAAAGGUUCUCCUUCCUGCUGUUCACUAUGUUUGGAAUAAUAAGCAUCAUGAGCUGAUGAGCAAAGAAGGAAUUAAUUUUUUUUCCCCUCCUUUAUAUUGCGACUUAGAAUAUUAUUCUGAUCCGGUUGGUAAGCAUGGAGAAUGCAGUGAUAUACGCACCGUUUAGAAUGAGGCAGGUCAACAUGGUAGAGGACAAAAAACAGACGUAUUUGUUUUAGGUGCGAAUAUUAAGUCGGCAUUACAUCUGUGAUGAAAGCGCAGACUCCGUCUUUUCCGGCGCCGUUGGAUUAUGUUUUUUAUCAAUGAGAUGCGGCCGUGUCCCCGUACGCGUGCACACGAUGGACUGCCUUUCUGAACGACACGGAGCCCGCCAGCUUUGUCUUUCCGCCAGGUGUCUGAAAAAGGAGUCACGAAGAGCUGCUCAACUUCUCUGCCACGGACACACAAACCGACAUCUUGCCGCUGGUGCCGUCGCGAUACUGUUUAAUGUCAUAAUUCAAAACGGGCCGGUUGCUUUGAUCUUGUCAUCACCAUGUCUCUUGCCCUUUAGUUAUGUUAUUUUAAUUUGUGUAUUUAUUUGUGUUCUUCCUUUCCUCGGCGUUAUAGUUUUUGAUCUGUUAUUGCCGGUAGUUGUCGCGACCAGAUUUACGCGUGUUUUGACUGGUUUGCAGGAGACAGACGCGGCGCAUCUGUCGUUCAUCAGCAUAUGUUACCUUUUCAUCAGCUUUUGCUUUUUUCUUUUUCUUCCUCUUUUUUUUUUUUCCUUUGUGAAUGAAUUAAACUGCAAAACAUUCCUGUGGAUGGUGACAAAAUAUCGUUGGGUGCAAAUUUGAUUGGUUCUAGUGUGCUGUAAGUGGGAGUUUUUUUAUUUUUUUAUUUUUUUUUUUUCUGUAACAGGAAGUGAUCUGCGGUGUUGAGUGAGUCUUUUGUUGAGAAGGGUCCUUUUCUCUCUCUCUCUCUCUCUCUCUCUCUCUCUCUCUCUCCCUCUCCCUCUCUCUCUGCGAGUGAGUCAUGCGUGUGCCCAGAUCUGCCAGGCUGCGGAGAGUGAGAGAGGCAUCUCCUUCAUAAAGCUCUUUUCUCCUCUAUCACUGGACCUCCCAUCGCAGAAGAGGAACAUCUCCUCACGUCCCCACGCUCCUUCUUUUCCUUGCUUUUCUCCUUCUCCCGUCCUCCGGCCUCGAUGGAUUGCGCGUGUCGUGGUGUCGUUUUGGACCUGGCGGCGGCAGGGAAGCGUGCAGGGUUUUCGUAGGAUUUCGGGAGCAGGAGUCCACGCCACCGGCACCGCCGCUGGCUCCACAGGUUGGCGAGCGGCGCCGGAGAGAGACUUCCAGCACGCGUGGCCCUGUGCUACGCCCCGUGAGGAGCAGACGAGGUGGUGGCGGGUCGGUGACAGUGAGGGGGGGCCUUGCGGAGGCUUUUUUUCAACUCCAGCAUGCCGGACAAGGGGACGGCGAGUUUGGCGUCGGUUCUGCCCCUGUGUACGUAGGCCGGCGGAGCCAGGGGCAUGCUUCAUCGCGCUAAAUACAACCGCUUCAGGAAUGAGUCAGUCACGUCCGUCGACGAGCUGCUCCACGGCCUGCCCAUGAACGCCAAGGUGUCGGCAGCCCCGCCGCCUGCUGCCGAGCCCCCUUACACCCUUCCUGCAGACGCCCCGGCUCCCCCCGACCCCGGCGAGGACUCCGGCACCACCCUCUGCACCCUUAUCAACAGAGUCUCCAACCUCAAGUUUGCCAACUCUGGCAGCCUACUGGGCAUCAAGGGCCUGCCGUCCGCCGUGAAGGACCUGGCCGUGGCCAAGCUCCAGGGGGCGGGAGGGGGCGGAGGCGGAGGCUCCGGUAGCCCGGGGCCGUCUGGCCUCCCGACGGCCUCCGGGGGGGGCGGCUCGUGCGCCUCCUCCGCGGCGGCGGCCGGAGCCCUGCACGGCCCGCAGGAGCCAGGCUCUGUGAGCUCUGGGAAGAAGGGCAGGAUGGAAGAAGCGCAGUCUGGGGGGGAGGACUGGAACUUGGGUAGGCUGGGCAGCAUGGCGGCUGUCGGCGGAGCCGGAGCUGGAGGGGAGGGAUGCGUGGGGCUGGUGAACAAACCCUCACGCGGAUGGCUGCACUCCAACGAAAAAAUAUCCGGACCAGGGGUGACGUACGUCGUGAAGUAUUUGGGCUGCAUUGAAGUGCUUCGGUCAAUGAGAUCACUGGACUUCACAACAAGAUCCCAAAUAACGAGGGAGGCCAUCAGUCUGGUGUGUGAGGCAGUACCAGGCACCAAAGGAGGUCUGCGCAAAAGAAAGCCCCCCUCCAAAGCUCUUUCCAGUAUUUUGGGGAAGAGUAACCUCCAGUUUGCUGGUAUGAGUAUAAACCUCAACAUCUCAAUCAGCAGUCUGAACCUAAUGACCCCUGAUUCCAAACAGAUAAUAGCAAAUCACCAUAUGCAGUCCAUAUCUUUUGCAUCCGGUGGAGAUCCGGACACAACUGAUUACGUUGCUUAUGUAGCAAAAGAUCCAGUCAACAGGAGAGCAUGCCACAUCCUGGAGUGUUCGGAUGGUUUGGCCCAGGAUGUGAUCUGUACGAUAGGGCAGGCGUUUGAUCUGCGCUUCCAGCAGUACCUGCAGUGCCCUCCAAGCAAGCUUUCUGCUAUCCACGACAGAGUCCUCAGUGUGGAGGAACCUUCAUUGACUGAGGAAGGGGAGGAGCCUCCCGAUCAUCCGUACUACAACAACAUCCCUGGCAAGAUGCCCCCGCCCGGUGGCUUUAUUGAUGCUCGACUAACCAAUCAGGCGGCAGAGAGCAACCAGGGGGUAGCAGACCAGCCGUACUACCAGGGCAGGCCUGUACUCAUUCAACAAGGGUCUUGUGACAUAUACAGUCUGCCCGAGGUCAAAGGUCAGGCCCCUAAACCUGAGUUGCCCACGUACGUGAACACGCAGCACAUCGACACGCAGGUGCGGGCCGCGCUGCAGGGCGACGUGAAUGCAGCCUGCGAGUCGGGCGUGGGCGCUGCCCUUCAGGACAGUCUCGGGAAGGACCUCUUCGACAUGAAGCCUUUUGAAGAUGCGAUCCUGUCUCAGCCAGCGUCAGUGGGAGCGGCAGCAGUGAUGUGCGCCGCCUCGGGGCUCCACAAGGUGGCGUCGGUGGACAACUCGAGCCCCCUGCUGGUGCGCGCUGCGGCACUACGGACCCUGGAUGAGCUGGAAGGUCAGGCCUGGUACCACGGCGAGAUGAGCCGCCGUCAGGCAGAGAAGCUGCUGCUCAACGAUGGAGACUUCCUGGUGCGCAAGAGUGCCACCAACCCAGGCUCAUAUGUGCUGACGGGCAUGCACAAUGGGCUGACCAAACACCUGCUGCUGGUGGACCCAGAGGGAACGGUACGAACUAAAGACCACAUAUUUGAGAGCAUCAGUCACCUGAUUGGUCAUCACCGUGACAACAACCUACCAAUCGUCUCAGCAGGAAGUGAACUGUGCUUGAAGCAGCCUGUGGAAAGAAAACAGUGAUGACCCCAAAACAUCUGCACGAGGGGAACCGGGUCAGCAGCCCAAAAUUACCCCGAAACCCUGAUACUUGAAGAAUAACCGUGACGAUAUGAAUACAGAGAGAGAUGUUUGACGAGUCCUGGCAGCAACAGGAAUGACGAAUAUGCCGAUAGAUGUGGUUGGAUAACCAGCAGUGAGGUUCACACCAGACCACUCUGGACUAUGUCAGACAGAUCUGCGGGUAUAAAGAUGACACCUGAUUUAUAGAACUGUUAUAAUUAUUUUGCUGUGAUGACUGAAAUUCUAUAUUUUUGAGAAGAAUAGGUGCAUUUGGACAUAUGUUGAUUUGGUGUUUUAAAAAGGCAAAUGUAGUUUAGAUGACAAGGAAAUCAACCUCCAGGAGGGAUAAGAUUUAAAAAAAAGUAUUUUAGAAUAAGCUAAAAAGUUUUAGUUUUGUCUAUGAAGCACAACAGGAUUUACAUGUUCGUUGGUAAGAGUUAGAGGAGAAACAAAUAUUUGAGAAAAAAAAAGUUGUUUAUAUUGAACUAUUUUAGGAAUUGUUCAUUAACUGCAGCUUGUGUGACAGGUCAUUUGAUAGGCCGCUAUUGAACCACUGUUGGGCUUGUUUUUAUGGAGGAAGAUAUCAGUUGUUCGCUUUAACAGUUGUCUCACACACACACACACACGGCUUUAAAGUACUGACACUUUUCUAUGAUGUUCAAUCUUUGGCAAAGCAUUCGCAUGAUUUGAAAACUUAACUGUUCUUGUGGUCAUUGUUAGUAGCUCCUAAGGCCCUCUGAGAGGUGCUUGUGUUUGCUCACAGUGUAAAAUAGUUCUGCUUUUCCUGAUAUUUACUGAACUUGGUUCCUUCUUUAAACUUGUACAAGGUGUGUAGUUAAUAUGUUCAGGGCUUCUUUUAUACCAUGGAUGUUUAUAUCACUUAUGGCUUUCAUGACUUGAUUGUGGGCUUAAAAAAAUAAAUACAUUGAUAUUAUAAUUAUUCUAAUUUAAAAUUAAACAAUUAUAAAUGGAUAGCACAAACAACACUUAAGCUCAGAUUUACUAAGGUAAUUAGUACAUAUUAAAAUUGUUAGCAAAGGAGUUUUAGAAACACGAUCAAUGAUUGGAUGCUCACAAAUUAAUUACCCAAUCACUGACUGUGGGUGUUUUUUUUUUGUUUUGUUUUUUUUGUUUUAGUUUUUGUUGCGCAAGCUCCGAAACUCUGCGCAUGCUAAUGAUUUUAGUGAAUCAAGUGUUUUAGAUUGUCUGUAUGUCAAGGAUGCUUGCCAAUAUGUUUUUAUGCACAGUGCCAAUCAUGGAUUAGAGUUUUCAUAGUGUGCAUCCUAAUUUGAAGGAAAGCAAACUGCAGUACCUGACAAGUCUUUCCAAAGUAAAUCACAGUAUGUUACAAAAGUG